AUGGCUUUCUCUUGGUUUCGCCUAGCUGUGCCGCUUUGUUUUGCGAUUUUAUCGGUUAUUGUCGCUAUCAUUGGACACCAUCAGGCCAUGCCGCCUCCUCUGCCCGCCGCCCUUGGUGUGUGCACUCUGGCCGGGAUGGCUCUCAUUUGGAGGGACAUUAGCUCGAAAAUGAAAGGUGAAAACCGGACGUGGAGCGGUCUACUCAGUCAGUAUCUGGCGUUGAAGGGAAUGGGCUGGCUGGGCAGGCGACAGAGAAAGAAACUUGAGGCCGAUACACUCAACGUGAAGCGGGUCCAAGAGGAAACUCUGCUGAAGCGCCUGCACAAACACGCAAACACAUGUUAUGGAAAACAGUAUGACUUCAACUCAAUACAAGACAGUGAUGGCUUCCGGGCGUGUCACCCCAUCACCACAUACGAGCACUACCGGGAGCUCAUCAGUCGCAUCGCGGCAGGAGAGGAGAAGGUGAUCAUUGCUGAGAAGCCGCUCAUCUUAGCCAUGACCUCUGGGACGUCGGGAGCCAGCGCCAUGCUGCUCAGCACCAGAGACACCAACUCUGAGUUCUUCCUGCAGGGAGUGACUGUGUGCUUGGAUGCCAUGGGAGGAGCAUUUCCUGCGACCGACAGUCUACAGCGCACCACCAAGUUCUUCUAUUCACCUACCUUUCGCCAGUCUGAGGCCGGUAUUCCCAUCGGACCAAACUCCUCCACACCAGCCUCCUCGCGUCACAUGCUCAACCUCUACACCACCCCAGCACCCGCCUUUGAGGUUCCCAGUGAGAAAGACACCCUCUACCUGCAUCUCCUGUUUGCUCUCAAAGAUCCCAGCGUGGGAACACUGGAGUCCAACUUUGCUUCCACAGUCUUCUAUGCUUUCAGCGCUUUACAAGAUCGCUGGCAGGAGCUUGUUGAGGACAUUGAACGAGGGAAGGUCAGCAGUGCUUUGGCCCUGGAGCCCAAAGUGAGGCGCAGGCUCGAGGCUCUGAUGAAGCCAGACCCAGAGAGAGCCGCUCAGCUCCGGGCCCACUUCCAAGACGGCUUCCGUGGGAUCGCCAGGCGGCUGUGGCCUCACCUCCACCUAGUGCUGGCAGUGGACUCGGGCUCCAAUCAGAUCUAUGGGGAAAUGCUGAGGGAGAACUACUGCCAGGGAGUGCCUUUCUAUUCGCCUUUCUACGCUGCUACUGAAGGUCUAAUAGGGGUGAACCUGUGGCCCCAGGAGCCAAACAGACACUACAUGCUGUGUCCUCGUUCAAUGUUCUGUGAGUUCCUGCCAGAGAGCAGCCUGGAGGAGGAGACGCCUCGCACUCUGCUGAUGGAGGAGGUGAAGAAGGGACACAACUAUGAGCUCGUCAUCACAAACGCCUCUGGACUGUUCAGAUAUCGCAUUGGUGACAUUGUGAAAGUAGUUGGAUUCCACAACCAGUGUCCCAUAGUUGAGUUUCAGUACAGACGGGGUCAAAUGUUGAGUGUUCGAGGGGAGAAAGUGUCUGAGGCAUUGUUCCUUAACGCUUUGAAGAAAGCUGUUGCUCAGUGGCCGGGAGCUCAGCUGCUCGACUACUGCUGCGCUGAGAGCGGCAUCAUGGGAGAUUCAAUAGGCGGCUCAGACCCUCAUUACCAGGUCUUUAUCGAGCUGAAAGGUGUGAGAAACCUCACAGAGAAACAGCGAUACAAGUUGGACAUCUGUCUCCAGGAAGACUCGGCGGUCUACAAGUCUUUCCGUAUCAAAGGCAGCAUCGGACCAAUGAGGGUGCAGCUGGUGGCGGAGGGUGCGUUCAAAGAACUUCGCAAUCACAUGAUGGCCUUCUCGAGCACCUCACCCAACACCUUCAAAAUGCAACGAGUGCUGCGUAGGAAAGAGUUUGCUGACUUCCUCUUGGGAAAGACCAUCUCCUGAAACUUCCUGUUGUUGUGGAGAACAACACAAAGCUUGUGGACUCUGACUGUGGUGAGCGCUGACUGAAUGAAAUCUUUUUUUUUAAAUAAUUAAUGUGGUGAUUAAUUGUGCCUUUGGGAACUCCUAAACACAAAACAUUUUUUUUUUUUACUUUUGACAAUUAAAAAUGAUAAUCUGACGGUUUUUAUUUUCUCAUUUAAACAUUAAACAUAUUUAUAAUUGCAUUAAAGUGAACUACAACUAAACUGUUAUUGUAGUAUUGUUUAAUUCCAUAAAAACACAAUUUAAAUGUUCUCUUUAUCUUAUUAUUGUGUUGCCUUAAUAUUACUGGUCUGAUAAUCUUGAGGGAAAAGUGUUUUAAUAUACAUUUAAUGGAGAAAUGUUUUUUAGGGAAGCUGAAAAAACCCCAAAAUAACUAGAAACUUCUCCUCAAUAACAGUACUGAUGCUUGUACGUUUGCAUUGAAACACAUUUUUAACAAUAUGAUCCUUUCUAUUGAUACCAUCUGGUGUUAUUGAAGGUUGCGGCACAACCACAUCCACAUUGUCUCAUAAGUGCAGGGACCUGUGAAGAUUAAAGCUUCAUUUGGCAAGAGUUAUAUAUAAAAAAGAAAUUCCUCUUGUAUGACAGAGUGGGGCUGAAAUGUAACAGACAAGCAUACCAAAGUCCUUUUCUGAUGAACUGUACGUUUGUUCUAUUUGUACAAGUAAAAGUCUUUGUGGGUUGUGAUCUGUAAGUGACAAAUCAGAUGAUCAGAUUUAAUGGUAAGAUUAAUGAUAAACUGGACCUAAUGAUUCCCAUGACAGCAGACAGCACAAGGUUAGCUUGCGGUGUCUUCCUUGAAUUAUUUGGCUUUCUUCAGUCAGACAACACCUACCAGCGCCAGGACUUUAUUGCCACCACUAGGGGGGGUGUAGUCAUAGGUAAGCCUUGUACUGUGGUAUGAAAUGUUUGAUUCUACAAAAGCCAAAAAACACAUGGCAUUCUGCUUUUGUGAUUUAUUUGUAUUGUAUCUGUGGUUCCAGAGUACAACAUAAAGGCCACAUGGUAGGUAAAUAAAGCACAGUUCUAGUUUUUUU
This is a messenger RNA of Etheostoma spectabile (orangethroat darter), 2972 nucleotides long. It is a transcript of the gene ghdc, whose product is annotated as GH3 domain containing. The transcript has 11 exons. Gene Ontology annotation, molecular function: acid-amino acid ligase activity. The record is from RefSeq and is a predicted model, not a curated record. Bases 1 to 1893 code for a protein of 630 amino acids. Gene Ontology annotation, cellular component: cytoplasm. Lineage: Eukaryota; Metazoa; Chordata; Actinopteri; Perciformes; Percidae.